Molecule: messenger RNA, 4856 nt
Organism: Coturnix japonica (Japanese quail)
Lineage: Eukaryota; Metazoa; Chordata; Aves; Galliformes; Phasianidae
Gene: PJA2
Product: praja ring finger ubiquitin ligase 2
Biological process (GO): ubiquitin-dependent protein catabolic process
Cellular component (GO): nucleus
Molecular function (GO): ubiquitin protein ligase activity
Source: RefSeq, a predicted model, not a curated record
CCCCCUUGUGAUGCCGCAGUAGCCGGUCGCCCCGCCCAGCCCUCCGAGGGAGGCAGGGACGCGCCUGUAACUCUGUCCCCUCUGCCGGAAUUGGUCUUUUCCUCUUCCCCCCGGCCAGAUAUUGGCUGCCGUUCGCCAGCACGGAGAGAAAGGAUUGGCUGUGCUGAGGGCGGCGGGCAGGCUGUGGUGGCCGCUGGGAGGCGUGCAGCCGGGCCCGGAAGGGAAUCUCAUGCAACAAUGGGUCAAGAAGCUGGCAAACCUGCAUGGCCAAAACCAACAGGAGGGUAUCGGACUAUUACGGGUAGAAGAUACGGAAGAAGGCAUGCUUAUGUCAGUUUCAGACCAUCUAUGAAUAGUCAAGAUGGAAGUCAACACCAAGACAAUGGAGAAUAUGAAGGAUUAGAAUUGAGUGAUGUUCAGGAACAGAUUUCUUUAUGUUCUGGACCAUUGGUUCAAGUUACUCCCGGUUUAUUGGAUGAGCCUCUGUUAGAAAAUGAUGGAACUGGGAAACCCAUUUGCCGAGCUGUGUUCAGGAAAACUUCUGAGGCAAUCCCUUCACCAUUUUCUUACAGUGUAGAAGGCAGCCAGAUUUCAGGGGACAUUAUAAGCCCUGACAAAAAUUCUGAGGACCUUGCAAAAUAUGCUUCUGGAGAGUGUGAUGAUUUGAAUGGUUGCAAUGGAAUUGCUUUUGUAAACAUAGACUCUUAUGAGCCAGAUAGCAGUGAUGGAGAAGAUGAUGAUGGUCAAGACCAACUUUGCUUGGUGAGAGAAGAAGCAGGCGUACUUCAGGAAACACUAGAUAACCUAGUAUCUGAAUUAGAAAAGGAUGUAGAAUCUCUUACGCAUUUACGGUCUCAAUUAACUACUCUCAAUGACAGAGUCUCUAGAGAAUGUUGUAAAGAAAUAGAACCAGUGCCCUUAACAAGACAUCUUAGUACAGACUCAGACUUUAUGCAUCCAAACAAUGGGACGUAUAAAAAAUCUGCUGAAGAUCAAGCCAUACUGAAAAGUAACCAGAGUGGUGCCAGCUGUGAAACGCAAAUGGUAAACACAGUGAAUAUUGAAAACAGGACCUGUGUAGCAACCUGUAAUGAAUUAAGUAUCAAUGGUGGGGAGACUGAACAAGGAGAUUCACCUGAACUAAUAGUGAGACCUAAAGUAAGAAAACUAAACUCCACAAACCAUUUGGACAGAGAGAAGCUUUCAAGUAAUAAUGAAGAAGAAAGAAGUUCUAGGAAGGAAGGUGAAAUUGAUGAAAUCAAGCAAGGCUGUGCUGAGUUUUCCUUCAAAAAUGAUGCAGAAAAAUUGAGCUCCAGUAUGUUAUUUGAUUCCAAAUGGUACAGUGGUCCUCAAAGCAGCACAAAAGUAGACCUAAGGAGAAAUAGGUCAGCACAAGAACAAAAAGAUAUGCUAGAUGAUAGUAGUUUCUGGGAUGCGUUUGAAGACUGCAGCAGACACUUAUCAGUGUCCCACAGAGAUGAGGACAGCUCAGAGUGUAGUGAUGGAGAAUGGCCCACAGCUGGGCCUAUCUAUUUUGCUGCUGCAGAAAAAGACCAGUCCUCAAGUGAUGAGAGCUGGGAGACUGUCCCAGGCAAGGAGGAACAUGAAGCAGAAGUGCUAAGCAGCAGCAGUGGUAUAGAAGUGAAUGUAGACCCUUGUUUCCACGGAGGGGUGCAAACGUUUUUGGAGGAAGGAGAAAUUCCUUGGUUACAGUAUCAUGAAGAAAUAGAAAGUAGCAGUGAUGAGGAAGAUGAUCCGUCUAGUGACUUUGUGCAUCCUGGAUUCUUUAUGUUGGACGGCAACAACAACCUUGAGGAUGACUCCAGUAUGAGUGAGGACCUGGAUGUGGAGUGGAGGUUGCUGGAUGAGCUUGGUGACGGACUAGGAGUUGCUCAAGUCAUUUCAUACGUGGAUCCUCAGUUUUUCACAUAUAUGGCACUAGAGGAGCGCUUAGCACUAGCUAUGGAGGUAAAUGCUCUGGCACAUUUGGAGUCUCUUGCAGUUGAUGUUGAACAGGCCCAUCCACCAGCUUCUAAAGAAAGCAUAGAUUGUCUACCCCAGAUUAUCGUCACAGACGACUAUGAUGGUCAAGAACAGUGCUGCACUAUAUGUUGCAGUGAAUACGUGAAAGAUGAAGUCAUAACAGAGCUACCCUGCCAUCAUUUGUUUCACAAACCUUGUGUCACUCUUUGGUUACAGAAGUCAGGAACAUGUCCUGUUUGUCGCCAUGUGCUUGCUCCCAUGCUUCCUGAAGCAGCUGCUGCCACUGCUUCCUUUCUACCUGAUGAUGAUUCUUCAUCUUCUGUUUAGGGUGUUACAAGAGCUCCCGGCUAGGGUCUGAAAUGAACACUCUACUGCCAAAAUAAAUGUUAAUCCUGCUUAAUUACAAUGUGAAAGAAUGAUAUGUAAAAUACCUUGUAUAUUAUGUUUCAGUUUUAAAAGAAGAUGCAAGAAUUUUUCAACAGAUUAGGUAGGUUUACAAUAGUUUCUAGCUUUCAAUAUGAAAAUCUUAAAAUGUGCACCCUUUUUUUUUUGUUUUCAGAGUAAUACUGCUAGUAACUAGAAUGUCUAAAGCUUGUUCUAUUUUAAAUUUGUCUAAAAAGAUAAUACAGCACUUUGUGUUUGCAUUCUUACAACUGCAGUGCAGUUGCAGCUUACUGAAGUCGUGCUUAUAGACUGUCUUACAUAACUGAACUAUUUGCCAAUGAGUAACUGUAAUUUUUCUUGUGUUUACAUCAGAUAUAAAGACAUUUUGUCAUGACAACAGUACAGCUUGCUUUCACCGGAAACAGAACGGAACAGUAUCUCAGUUUUAUUCCAUAUUAAACUCCUUCUUGCCAUCAGAAGUGCUGUUAUGUUACUGUUGUCUGGGCUUUUUUACAAACGCUGUUACCAAUUUUAAGUCUAAGUCCUGAAUGAACUUGUAGACUGUAUGAACUUUGAAACUAAAACAUUUGAUAUUCCGAGUUUCUAAGAAGUUGAAUCUGUAAGAUCUGGGCAGCUGGUUCUUUCGAGUUCUUUAAAUACCGUUCUACUGAAUAGGCCUCCUUUACUUUCCUCUCCUUGCACGCACAUUCUUCUAGAUAUAUUUAUUUUUAUAUAUAUAUAUGUUGGGGAGGGAUUGCUUUCCUAAUGCAGAUAUUAUUAAAAUAUUUUUGUUGCAGUGGGUUAUGCUACAUAGAGGAUUUUAAAGGAUAAAAGACCGUAAUUUCUAAAAUGUAUUUCUCUAAUUAAUACUCUGUGUCCCUUAAAAGUUUUCUCUUGUGCUGAAGUUAGUCUUAAAACACAGAAUGUUAAGGUUUGGAUUUGUUUUUCUAUAUUAACAGUUGUUAAAUCCUACACUGUUGGAGCAUGGGGAUAAUAUGCAAGGAACCAAAUCCAAGCACUCUUAAAAUUACUUGCUUCCAGUUAACUACUAGUUAAGCUCAUGGAAAGCCCAGUUUGAUAAUUGAAAAUGAGUGAUGAUUGGAAAAAAAAAGAUUAAAUUAGCACUCAGCUACUUAGUGAUGGCUGUUGCUGCCAUAAUAGCCUCAUCUUUACAAAUACUAAUGUUAGUCGAAUAGUGGUGUAUGUAAGGCAGUAAUGCUAGUUUUUGAGAGGCGUACUGAAUAGUGUGAGUUACUUUACAUUGAACUUUGUGGGCUGCAACAGGACAAAGAAUUGCUGGCCAUAGAACUAAUGCUGAGGUUUUAGAUGUUGCAUUACUAAACAUGAGUACAAGGAAGUAAGAGCGGUAGGGUGUUGGUGAAAAGUGGUGGAAGCGUGGUGAGCACAGCUCUUCAUAAGUUUCUUUCUCUGCAGUAGAACUCUAUGUUCAUCAAAGCUGUCAUCAGCAGGAUUUUGAAAAAUGUGACAAGGAACAUACACUACAGGUAUACUCACUGGGGCAGUUCCUACUAAUCCAAGAAGCAUUAUGAUUUUCCAUAUCCCAUUUAUAAAUCAGUGCUGGCGAGAAUGCCCAUUGGUUGCUCCUUUCAUGGCAAAUGCUACGACAGGUGUUUUAACCAGCCUGUGUUACGUUUCUUUCCUGAACUGCACAGUAUGCUGUCCCUCAUUUAAUCCUUUAAGAACUGUGUUUUGUAAAGAGGAUUACUUUAGAUUCUGGGGCAAGAUUUGGAAGCACUUUUGCUUGUAGCUUUUGAUUCCAGAUUUAACCAGCAAUGUCAAGAGCUAAGACAGAAGUAGCUGUUGGGCUUUUCUUCCUCCUUAUAUUAUUAUUCGCUUCAGUUCUGCUUGCUGUUUCUAAACAGCUGAUUAACAACUGUCUUAGGAAGAGUGUUGAGGGUUUUUUUCUCACCCCCCCCCAGCUUGAAUAUUGAUGGGUUAUUCAUAGAUCUUUCUUGGUGCCUCAACUGCUAGUUAUGAUUUACGUAUUUUGUUUUGUAAAUGAAAUUGAGUCAGAUUGCUGUGCAGAUUCAGUGGUAAAAUCAGUUCAAGUUGGCCUGGUCCUUGAAAACACCUUGUAAAAUGUAAUGUUUUCCUAGAACAAUAAGAAGUUAAAGAACAAAAAUUUGCUCGAACAGAACAUUCUGGGCAUUCUCUAGUAAGAACUUUUAGCUAAAAGAAGAAAAUAUUUUUUUCCACAUUAAAUAAAAACAAACAUUCAAUAGCAAGGAAGAGGGAAAUUAGCGUGCUACAACUGAGGGUUUGUAUCAUCUCUUUGUGUACUAGUAAACUGGAUGUGUCAAAAGUCCAAAGGAGAUCAUAAAAGGGGAUAGACAAAUUACCUACUUUGAAUAAUGUUUAAGUAAUAUAGAAGUUCUUGUGAAAAAAAAAAAAGUGUUUCUGGUACACUACAUAAUGUAAAAUGAAUGCUAUUUAAUAUGAAAUAAAACAUUUUCACUGCAAAGUUAAAA